Messenger RNA from Lutra lutra (Eurasian river otter), 3700 nucleotides. Its product is annotated as inactive serine/threonine-protein kinase TEX14-like. Bases 1584 to 3602 code for a protein of 672 amino acids. NCBI's taxonomy places the organism in Eukaryota, Metazoa, Chordata, Mammalia, Carnivora, Mustelidae. Gene Ontology annotation, biological process: protein phosphorylation; attachment of spindle microtubules to kinetochore; intercellular bridge organization. Gene Ontology annotation, molecular function: protein kinase activity; ATP binding; protein binding. The record is from RefSeq and is a predicted model, not a curated record. The transcript has 16 exons. Gene Ontology annotation, cellular component: midbody; kinetochore; intercellular bridge.
GUGAUCUCUGUCUGUCAAAUAAAUAAAUAAAUCUUAAAAAAAAAAAAAGAUCUUGAGCUAUUGCCCUGCACUGAAGCUGCCUCCUUGGGAAAGGGCUAUUCUCAACCUCAGUCAGUCCAAGCUAGCAGCUCUGUAGCUCAAUAGAGACCAGUAGCUGAUCACAGAGCAUAGCAAGGACAUUGAUCAAAAACUAACAUGCCUCCCUCCAACCCUGAGGCGGCCUAUCCUGCACUGGGCCUGGGAUCAGCUCUACUCAGCCAGUCAAUGGCUCAAGGGGGAAAUUUCUUAACUCCAGUGGAUGCCCAGAUGAUGAGCAGACACUGAGACACUGAAGCCAAGAGGUUGGGAGGGACAGAGGGAAGAGGCAAACCACUUUUUUAUUUAAUAAGCAUUUACUGAGGCUCCUCCUGAGCUAUGCUCUGAGGUGAACAAUGCUGGGGACACAGCAGUGACAAAGACAACUGCAGGCCCUGACUCACAGGCCUUGGUCCAGUAGAGGUAGAGAAACCUAUCUUCAGUGACAGCCUGGGGGACCAGGGGAGACGCCUGGUGAUUUAGAGGGCUUCUCAGAGAAUUCAUAAGGAUAACCAAGGGAAUACUGAGAAGAGCAUUCAAAGGCAAAUGUGUGCAUAGACAGAAGAGUGUGAAACAGACUGGGGAGUGGGAACACAGGGAUGGAAGGGUAGGCAGGCCAGAUGAUGCCAUCUUUGUUGCCAGGCUUCAUGGGCUGGACUUUGUCCCAAGGGCCCUGGGGAGUCAGGAGGGUUACAAGCAAGGGAGGGACAAAGUCAGGUUUGGCUUUAGUGAAAGUCCCCUGGCUACCUCGUAGUGAGUGUACCAGAGCGGGGAAACGGGCUGGGAGCCCAAGGGAAGCUAGAGUAAGGAAUCGCCACAGGCCGCUGGAGCAUGGCAGGACGAUAAAAACAGAGGAGGGGGCUGGUGACAAGGACAGUCUGGAAGCUGAGUGGAUGGGCCACCCGGCUGAGAGGCUGGAUGGGAGGGAGACAGUGAAGGGCGAGGCCCAGGGCCCUCGCUUGAAGAGGGUGGGCUCUGAGAUGGUGAUCGGGGAGGAAAUGCAGUUUGGGGGAGAUACAACAAGUGUGGGACCCAGUGGAUGGUACGGUAUCAGAGGAUUUCCAGGGAGCGGUGUCCAGGACACGUGGGGCCCGUGGUGGUGGUGAGAAGCAUGGAAAGAAGACAGCCAAGGACAGGGAUUAGGAAGGGCCCACCCCCUCAAACAAGUCCUGGGGCAGGCGGAAGAAUCGGCUAACAUAUGCAGCACAGCUGAUAGCUCUUGGGUGGAUAUCGCUUUCUCUUCUUUCGCAUCACGUCAGGACUGUGGGGGCGUCUCUCAGAAGAGGGGGCUACUGCGCAAGCGCAAGCCCCCGAAGCGCAUGCGCCCCUGGUUCCUGCUCCUGGGUCACGUGGCAGUCACGUGGUAAGCACUGCGGGAGCGCAACGGACUCCCAGCCGGCUCUGUAUUUAUUGCCCCCAAGAGGUCCUAUGUUUACUUCCAACUCCCUCAUAAGAAACCCCUAGGUGAUCCCUGCCCAGGAGCUGAGCGAGGAGGCCAGAGCCCACAGAUGCCCUCCCUGCGCUCUCGCUUCCCCAUGGAGCUGGGUUCUGUUAGGGAUCCAGAAGCCCAGCUGGGACGACUGCAUCGCCUGGCCGUGGCUGGGGGCCCAGGAUGGGGCCUCACGCGGCUCCUUCGAAGAGUUGUCCAGGUGGAUGGUGAGAACUCCGCUGGGCAGACGGGGCUCUUCCUCUCGGCGCUGCUGGGCCACAGCUCUGCUGUGCAGCUCUUGCUGACCUUUGGCGCCAACCCCAACCACCGCUGCCUUGAUGGCAGCACACCUGUGCACGCAGGCGCCUUCUCGGGCCGCAGCCUGGUGAUGCUACACCUGCUGCAGGCAGGGGGUGACCUGCGUCUGCAUGACCAGCAGGGUCGCACGCCUUGGGACUGGGCCGAGCAGGGUGGUGCCAAGCAGAGCUGGGAGGUGCUGGAGCUAUUAGAGCUGUGCCGAGCCCACAUGUCGGCACUAGUGCAUGACGCUGAGUUGGCGGUCAGUGCAUCCCUGGGCCAGUUGCAGGCCGGCUGUAGACACAGCCUGUGUGGCUCCCUGUCCUUGCCGCGGUGGGAGUGUGCGGACAGGGCACCGAGACGAGAGCGCAUCAGAAGACCCCCCCGAAUUCCAGCCUUGGGGUUUGGCCAGCUGAGCUGUCUGAGGCCACUGGGGCUGGUGACAGGCAUACCCCUUGCGGACCCCAAGGAGCUGCUGCCAGCCCAGGGCGAGCCCGACCGCACCUACGAGAGCAGCUCCCACACCCUCAUGGCCAACCUCUUGUGGAGGGGCCACUCCGUGACAGCUCGGAAGCUGAAGGCACCUGGAGCUCAGCCGGAUGUGCUGUUGGCUGACCUUCAGCACUGCAGCACCCUGCACCACCCUAACCUGUUGCUGCUGAUGGCACUGAGCCCCUCGGCCGACCUGUCGGAGCUAUGCCUCCUCUUCGAACCAGUGUGGCUGGGCUCCCUGCACGUGGUGCUGCACCCACGUGGGCCGAGUCCAGGAGGACCUCUCGCUGUGCCGGGGCUGCUGCCUGGCCACCUGCUGCUGCAGGUGCUGGAGGCGCUGCUGUUCCUGCAGGCCCGCUGGCACGCCCACGGUGGCCUUAGCUCUCAUGCCGUGCAGCUGGUCCGGCCAGGCCUGGCCAAAGUGAGCAGCCUGGAGCACGGGCGGCCCCUGCACCAACGCUGGCCGCAGCCCAGGCCACAGCAAGGCUACUCCUGGGGAGGCUUAGGCCCAGGGCUGCCCCCGCCUCCUGAACUGUACCCUUGGCUGCCACUUGAGCUCAUCUGCGGUGACAUGCCCGCUGCCACCUCAGAUCUCUACAGCUUCUGCAUCCUGGCCCAGGAGGUGUUCACCGGACAGCUGCCCUGGGCUGGGAGGAAGGGGCCUGAGGUGAAGGCUAAAUUGGAGGCAGGAGAGAGCCCGGCCCUGGAUCCCCUGGUGCCGGCCCCCUACCAGGCCCUGGUUCAGGCUGGGCUGGGCCUGGGGCCAGCCGACCGCUGGGGCAGCCUGCAGAACACUCGCUACCUGCUGCAGGAGGCCAUGGCCCAGGACUUGGCUCCUGAGGUGAGCUCCCGGAUGCACUGGACCACACGGUGCCCUGCAUCUGAGGAUUUCCUACCAGACACACUGUACUGUGAGGUGGCUCCCAGAACCAAGAUUCCACCCAGGCCUGUGCCCCCUGUGAUGUCCCUAGGCCUCUCCCCAUGCCAGGCCCUGAAGACUCCUGAGGUCACAGGCCGCGCCAGAGUCCAGAGGGCCCCAGCCUGGGACUCAGGCAGCAGCUUGACUCUAGGCAGCAGCCCGAGUCCCGGCUCCAGCCUCUACCCAGGCCCCAGCCCUGCAGCCCGGGUCAGCCUGCACCACUGCCUGGAGCCCAGCUCGACGGAGCCCAGUACCGAGCUGAUGAGAGGAUGUCUCUUCUCCAGCCUGCAGAAGAUGGACCUGCUGGAGGAGAUCAUAGCGGAGCUGCGGGAUGGAUGCCCACUCGGAGACAAGCCCAGCCUCCACCCCGCUCCUGAAACCGAUUCUUAGAGUGCCUGUGACUGCCUUUCUGCAGACACCGCCCCUCAGAGCCUCCCAGGACGGACUUCCCAUGCAGCACUUGCUGAAAUGAUAACGUGAUAAAGCAA